AUGGUAACAAACCAUCCAAAGUGCAUAAUACAGUCAUAUCUUCAGUGGCUACAAGAUAGUGAUUACAAUCCCAUCUGCGAAAUAUGCACAAACAGUUUAUCUGACGGAGAGUGUAUUCGGCUUACAUGCUAUCAUGUAUUUCAUUGGGAGUGCGCAGAGUCGCGAUAUCGUGCCCUUCCACGUACUACUGCUCCCGCUGGUUACCAGUGCCCUUCUUGCGCUACGCCAGUUUUCCCACCAUCUAACUUGGUUUCACCUGUAGCUGAUGUUCUCCGUGAGAAACUUGCCGGUGUUAACUGGGCCAGAGCUGGACUUGGAUUACCAUUGCUUUCGGACGACCAGGAUAUGAAAGGAGCUGCAAGUAGACGCAGCCAAUCCCCUAUUGAUAAGUUUCAAUAUUCCAAUAAUGUUAUGGACAGCCAACGUGGUACACCGGUUGGUGCAAGUGACGACGAAUCUGCAAAUCGUUCAGCAACAAGCACACCACAUUCCAUUGUUCAAAUUACAGAUGAACCUGUAAACAUAUAUGAUGGUACAUCUAAAAGAAAUGACAGCUUACAAGCUAGUCAAGCUCCAAGAAAAAGUUUUAGGUCCACAGACAAUUCUGGCCUUUUAUCAAAUUUUGAUCAUGAUGAAAAUAAAUACAAACAAAAAUCUACAUUUUCCUGGAUCAACAGGUGGUGGAAGAAUACACUUCCGACUUCACGCGUGCGAAGAGUAGGUGGAAUCUACAGGCGUUACUGGAUUAUGCUAUUUGUACUAAUAGCAGUUAUAAUAAUCCUACUACUACUAAGCCACAGGAGUGUUGAUGAAGACAAUCCAUUUGGGUCCAUUCAAGAAGAUGACAGAAGAAUCUUACAGAAGAAU
Messenger RNA from Iphiclides podalirius (scarce swallowtail), 867 nucleotides. NCBI's taxonomy places the organism in Eukaryota, Metazoa, Arthropoda, Insecta, Lepidoptera, Papilionidae. The record is from the annotation of a GenBank genome assembly.